AUGGAGCAAGAAGAGGACACCAGAAGCCAGACGCGGAAAUCGAAUGCUAUUAAGGAUUUUCUUGCGCAAAACAAUGUCAGAGUCUUCCAUGAUCUGUGUGUGUUGAGAGCAAAGGUUUGUUCCUAUCAUCCCCUCCAACAUGGGAUCACCCGUCUCUCCGUGACCGGCUGGGUUUAUUCUAACAUGACGUUCAAAUUAUUGACUUCUAUCUAUUUGAUUUCACCAGGGCUGGGAAUCCGACGAGGCAGAACGCCAUUUCACCAAGCAAAGGGUCACCGCGGAUUCAUCUGCUAGUAACAAAAAAACCCAACACGCAUUUUUCAAGAGGAUGUUAGAGAUCGCAGAGGAGAUUAAUCACGCCACGGAAAUAUUCCCUCAGCAAGCUGGGCAGCGAGUCCUAGAUGUUUGCAUGGCCCCGGGUGCUUUCACCGAGUUCGCGCUGAGGAGAAACCCUCGAUGCAUCGUGGACGGGAUAACCCUCCCGCCGGAGAGUGGCGGCCAUGAAUUGCUCGUCCGCACGUCAGGCCGGCGCAACCUGACCAUAUCAUUUACAGAUUUGACCCUUCACACUAUAUACCUUCCCCCAGGGAUGAGCGUGCCAGAGCACUUCCCGGACCACCAUGCAUUCACCACGAACCCACCGCUACCGCAGUUGUCCCCCCCAUAUGACCUGGUAAUCUGCGACGGCCAGCGACUGCGCACACAUGAACAGGCGGAACUCCGCUCAUGGGAGCCCGGGAGACUUCUGCUUUCACAGUUGAUCCUUGCACUCACGAACAUCAAGCCUGGCGGUACGAUGCUUGUUCUCCUGCACAGGGUGGAGCAGUGGAAUACUGUGUCUUUGUUAUACCGCUUUAGCCAGUUCGCAGAUAUCAACUUAUUCAAGCCUAAAUCAGCGCACGCUACUAGGUCGUCGUUCUACUUGAUUGCAACGGGGGUGAGACCUGAUAGUGCUGCACCCUGGGUCAGCCACCUUCGUCAUUGUUGGGCGAGGAUGACGUUUGGCGGGGAGGAGGGGAGGGGCGCGCCACUAGACGGCGCCGAGGAUCUUGAAGUUGAUGAUGUUCUGAGGGUGUUUGGUGGUCGGCUGAUCAGCCUUGGGCAUGUGAUAUGGGAAACUCAGCGGGAUGCGUUGAGCGCUAGUAAAUGGAUAAGGGGAAGUGGGUCAGGAAGUUGA
Messenger RNA from Tuber aestivum (summer truffle), 1177 nucleotides. NCBI's taxonomy places the organism in Eukaryota, Fungi, Ascomycota, Pezizomycetes, Pezizales, Tuberaceae. The record is from the annotation of a GenBank genome assembly.